Mycetomoellerius zeteki is the source of this 4017-nucleotide messenger RNA. It is a transcript of the gene nAChRalpha4, whose product is annotated as nicotinic acetylcholine receptor alpha4. The record is from RefSeq and is a predicted model, not a curated record. NCBI's taxonomy places the organism in Eukaryota, Metazoa, Arthropoda, Insecta, Hymenoptera, Formicidae. Gene Ontology annotation, cellular component: postsynaptic membrane. Gene Ontology annotation, molecular function: acetylcholine-gated monoatomic cation-selective channel activity; transmembrane signaling receptor activity. The transcript is spliced from 12 exons. Bases 97 to 1809 code for a protein of 570 amino acids. Gene Ontology annotation, biological process: monoatomic ion transmembrane transport.
AACGAAGUAUAGUCUGGCAAGAUACGUGGUUCGCGCGGCCGAAAGAGGAUACAAAGGGGCCGGGCGGGUCGUUCAUAGUGGAGAAAUCGGGGGAUCAUGAUGUCCCCCAUAAUCGGGGAAACGCUGCGCGUAUGGUUUUUUUCGGCGCUGGUCGUUCACGGAGCCGUUGCCGGGAAUCCGGACGCGAAACGCCUCUACGAUGAUCUGCUGUCCAACUACAACAAACUCGUGCGCCCCGUGGUGAACACCUCGGACGUGCUGCGCGUAUGCAUCAAGCUUAAGCUCUCGCAACUUAUUGAUGUGAAUUUGAAGAAUCAGAUUAUGACGACGAACCUGUGGGUCGAACAGUCAUGGUACGACUACAAACUGCGAUGGGAGCCGAAGGAGUACGGUGGAGUUCACAUGUUGCACGUGCCGUCCGAUCACAUAUGGCGGCCUGACAUAGUGCUCUACAACAACGCCGACGGGAACUACGAGGUGACGCUGAUGACCAAGGCCACGGUCUACUAUUCGGGAUUGGUCGUGUGGCAACCGCCGGCCGUAUAUAAAUCCUCCUGCUCCAUCGACGUUGAGUUCUUUCCAUACGACGUACAGACCUGUGUUUUGAAGUUAGGCUCCUGGACCUAUGACGGCUUUAAGGUCGAUCUAAGACACAUGGACGAAAAAUCGGGGAGCAACGUGGUGGAUGUGGGAGUUGACCUGUCCGAAUUCUACAUGUCGGUAGAAUGGGACAUUUUAGAAGUUCCUGCAGUUCGGAACGAGAAGUUUUACACUUGCUGUGACGAGCCCUACUUGGACAUCACGUUCAACAUCACGAUGAGGAGGAAAACCCUCUUUUACACAGUGAACAUUAUCAUCCCCUGUAUGGGGAUAUCGUUUCUCACGGUUCUCACGUUUUACUUGCCUAGCGAUAGCGGUGAAAAGGUAACGCUUUCCAUCUCGAUUCUCAUUAGUCUGCACGUGUUCUUUCUACUGGUCGUUGAGAUCAUCCCACCGACUUCGCUGGUUGUGCCGCUGCUUGGAAAGUACCUGAUAUUUGCCAUGAUACUCGUCUCGAUAAGUAUAUGCGUUACCGUCGUUGUUCUCAACGUUCACUUCCGUUCACCACAAACGCAUAAAAUGGCACCUUGGGUGAAAAGAGUUUUCAUACACAUUCUUCCACGAUUACUAGUCAUGAGGAGGCCUCAAUAUAAAUUUGAAACUAGCAGGUACACUUCCGGUAGAGUGCUAAUGAGGACCGUCAGAGGAAAGGAGCAGACUUGCUAUUACCCUUACCACCCGACUCAGGAAGAUAGUGAAGAACAUCUCACACCCAAGAGAUUCCAUAGCCGUCCUCCGUCAAAGGAAGAUCUUUCGCCUUCCAGCCUUACAGACGGUGCGAGAUUUGGAGGCAGCUGCUUGAUUCAUGGCCCUCCGUUACCACCGUUACGACCAUUACACACCGAGUGCGAAGAUCUCUCGGUCUCCGGAGACGCAGCCAAAGAGGAAGUCAAGAAUACCGCACUGCGCAGCCCACCCACCUUCUCGCAUUCCCGUUGUCCACCUGAAGUCCACAGGUCCUGCAUCUGCGUGCGCUUCAUUGCAGAGCAUACCAAAAUGUUAGAAGAUUCGACUAAGGUAAAAGAGGAUUGGAAGUAUGUGGCGAUGGUGCUAGAUCGCUUGUUCCUCUGGAUCUUUACUCUGGCAGUUUUGGUGGGUACUGCAGGCAUCAUUCUACAAGCACCAACUCUUUAUGACGAUCGAGUACCCAUCGACAAGAAAUUUAGCGAAUUCGCUACCACAACGGUGGUGAAGUGUCCGCCCCAGUAGUCCAUGCCUGAGCCCUGCACCGUAGAGAAAGACUAAGGACCAAAAGCCCGGACCUAGUCUUAGGAGUAUUCGCAAGCUCAUCUCCUUAUCCUUAAUGACGAAAUUACGGCAAAAGGGCUCCAAUUUUGCAAAGAGUGACCGAAAGUAUAUGAUCGACGAUUUCAAAGACGAUGUGUGGGUUAAGCUCCUUUGAGAGAAGGAUAAAAACCAGAAAAAUGAAACAUAUUGUCGUUUGUCUGGAGAGAAAAUAUCGAUAGAAGGGUGAGAAUCGUCUCGAAAAAGAAGACGAUGUAUGUCGUUACAAAAUCCUGAAACGAGAGAACUCGAGGUCGUCGCUUGAAUAAAUUGCACUCGGUAUCUCCUAAACAGGACACAUCGCUCGCGUGAUGGGCGCGAGAUUCGCAAGGAGAUUUACGUACACCUACAUAGUCUGCUCAAGUAAAUUGUAAUACGAAGCUGCCACUAUUUAAUCGGGUAACACAUCAGGCUGACGGACGUUACGGUGUAACACUGUAUAGUAUAAUUUUAAUGUCCCAGAAACGGGGACUGAACGCGACGAUCGAGCUUCCGAUCUCCGCCUGUCGUUCGUAAACGCACGCGAACGGGCAUUAAAUUAUCGUUCGAAUAAAAUUCGGAAUAAUAAAUCUCGACAUGAAUUAAAGCUAACGCGAAGUUAAUUAAUGUCAUACGUUCAGUCUACGUUGUAGAUUUAUAAUCUAGAACGAGGCAGCCAAUACAAAGAUAGCUUUGAUUGUUGAUGACGUCGCGGUUGUAUUGCUGCAGCAUCUUGCACGGUUUACAAUGAAGACUCAACGCCGUAACAAGCGUACAAAGAUUUUUCUUUUUUGAAUGAUUUUUAUAUUAAACACGAUAUAUCAAUAACUCCAUAGCUUGUCGCUGCGUGUGCAAUUUACUGAAGCUUGAAGCUUGCAAGCUUCUGCAUUACAAUAAAAUGCGAGUAAGAAGCUGCAGUACAUCAUCGCAACACAAUUGACAGCAAUCCAUACGCAAACAAUACUUCGCUCGAACGACGAAGUCGUGUUUCGCGAGCGUUUUGUCCUUUACAACGCGGGCCGGGAGUCGCUCGCACUUACGCGAAUUAAUUAGGUAAUCGGCGCGUAGCUAGCUCGUCGUACGCAGACCUUAGGGUGUAAUCUUACUCGAAGUGUAUAACCAGUUGAUAAUUUUAGGAACAUAACCGUUUAUACGAGCAUAUAUAUACAUACAUAUACCUAUUUAAGAGCGACGGACGAGCCGAUGGCGCGUCGGUAGCGCGAAAUACUAUUCAACAAUGUACUAUCCUGAACAUUUAAUCAACUUCCUUUCUUUUUGCUAAUCUCUUUCUAUUAUUAAUGACUAUAUUUCUAUAAUUAUAAUCUUUCUGCAACUUUGCAUCUAUUCUUAAUUCUCUCAUUCAACGCUUCUUGAUCCCUUUCCCUUCUCCAAUAAGCGAUGUAAAUAUCUUUAUUCGUACGCGAAAUUAUUUCUUGUUCUCUUGGCUGUUCUCUUCGUAAAGAAGAGACUGCAUAUCUUGCGUCGCCGACGCAUCUCGCGUUACCUCGUCUCAAUAAGAAUAUAUUUGUAUUUUGUAACGAAAAAUGAAACACGUGAGAAUACGAUAAAGAAUAACCGAUAGUACGGUAAGAACAAGUAAAGCAUACGAAUUCUAAAGCUGAUAGUUGUAGGGAAUUGAACAACCAUUGACGCCGUUGUUCAAUACCGUAGUUUGUGGUUGUUGUCACUGUGAGUCGUCAUUCAUUAUUUUCGCCCUUUUUUAUUUCCUUUUAUAGACAAAGCGUCACGUACGAUAUUUGUCAUUGUGGUUAAACGAUCGUCUGUCGCGAAUCGUAUAUGUAAGCAUAAAGAUGGUCGUAAUUGAGUCGUGAAACGUGAGUCGCAAUCGUAGGUCAACGCACAAUGUUUUGAUCAACCUACAACUACUCACGUUUCACGAUUCAGUUACGGUCAUCUUUGUGCUGAGGCCCUUAUUCGCGAGAAAUGUUAAUCAACGUCGGAGAAUUUUGGAUUCUUUUCCUGUUUAAUCUGUUGAUUUUUCGCGUAUUUCGGAAAAUUUAGAAAUGAAUGACUUUUUCUAUAAUAAUUCAAUUCGAAUAUAAUUCAUUACAAAGUUGAUGAGGACAUUGAGCAACGUACUAUUAAUUUGUACAGAACAAGUUAGAACUUUUAUUAACUUAAAUUUUGAAAACA